CGGCGCUGUUGCGCUUCAGAUAUAUCUGGAGUGUAUUGUUUGCGCUGCAUUGUGUAGUGAUGGUUUAUAUAAAUGAUACGGUGAUGAGAGUGAACAUGUCUGUGUUUGAGCACAUGUUUGCGAGCUUCAUCCAGGAUACAAAGGACCAGGAAACAAGUCGCCAAGAUGGUAACAAAGCGGAUGUAAGUUCUGACAGUAUAAAGGCGGUUGAUACGAAAAGUAUAUCCGAUCGUAUAGAUAGAAAGACUGUCAAAGGUCACUGUAGGGAUCUCAUGCCCGACACUAUACCCAAAGUCACAAGUAAUUUGUCACCUUGUGGCGAGAGGAAAGAACGAGCAUAUUCAUACCAAAAGAAAUCAUUAGCGCAUAAUAACCUCGAAGAGACGGACGUGGAUGUGGUGGAUUACAAAGUGUGCGCUGGCAUAUUUGCCAAGUUUAGACUG
Sphaeroforma arctica JP610 is the source of this 443-nucleotide messenger RNA. RefSeq lists its product as hypothetical. The record is from RefSeq and is a predicted model, not a curated record. The annotation marks the transcript as partial. NCBI's taxonomy places the organism in Eukaryota, Ichthyosporea, Ichthyophonida. The transcript has a single exon.